UCAGGUGAUAUCAGCAGAAUCUUAGUGAUGAAAUAACAUCGUCUCCUUUUUUCCUUCUAUUUUUGGGUUUCAUUUAUUGAAAUCAAUCAAAGCCCGUGACUCAGUCAUUGGAUUCUCCAUAGCCAAGACUCGGCAUUCAACUCACCCCUCAAACUAUUCGUGGUCAUGAACGAAGCUCAAAAUCCUUGACUACAAAAAAAAAACACCCAAAUGAACGUACUGAGUUGAUGAGUUAUAAGUCAACUUUUCUUUUUGAGAAUCUGGGAAUUUGGAUUGAGGGAGUACCAAUUUAGCUUAGUUUCAACAGUUGCACUUCGGGAACAAAAUGUUGCAGUUGCAGCAGCAGCAGCAUGAACUGUGUUCUCGGAUUCUUUCUCCGUCUCGAGACAAAAUCUGUGACGAAGAGCUUUCGGUUCUUCCGAGACACACAAAAGUUAUCGUCACCGGAAACAAUAGAACAAAGUCUGUAUUGGUUGGUUUGCAAGGUGUCGUCAAGAAGGCGGUCGGCCUCGGUGGUUGGCAUUGGCUGGUUUUAAAGAACGGGGUUGAAGUAAAGCUGCAAAGGAAUGCAUUGAGUGUGCUCGAACACCCUACAGGGAAUGAAGUAGACGGUGAUCAUGAUUUCGAUAACUCAAGCAGUGGCUCGGACAUUGCUAGUAGCAUUGAGUUCCAGAGGGUUUCUAAACCGAGAGUUCGACAUACGAAACCAUGGGUUCCAUCUGCAUCCAUGAAAGCAUCUAACCGGAUCAGUUUUAGAGUUGUUCAAUCCAUUAUCAGUGCACCCCAGUUGGUAAACUUGGCAAGACUCGACAGCGACUCCUUGAGAAGAUAUUGCAGGCACUUCAAACUUGGUAGCAUCAAUGCUUAUUCACCGAGGGAACUAAUGCUUAACACCGUGCAGCAGCAUUUCGUGUCACAGCCACCACUCAACGACGUAAGGGUGAUCUCGGAAUUCAUAACUGCCGCUAAGAGACUGAAAACCAACGUCGCACAAAGUGAGCAAUACUGAAUGUUCCUUCAACAU
Molecule: messenger RNA, 1024 nt
Organism: Hibiscus syriacus
Lineage: Eukaryota; Viridiplantae; Streptophyta; Magnoliopsida; Malvales; Malvaceae
Exons: 7
Coding region: 326-1009 (227 amino acids)
Biological process (GO): regulation of DNA-templated transcription
Cellular component (GO): histone deacetylase complex
Molecular function (GO): protein binding; transcription coregulator activity
Source: RefSeq, a predicted model, not a curated record